CACUAAAUGAUGGCAAAUCAUUACAUGUGUUUUUUUUCACAUAAAAAUCACUGUAUAAACCUCCCUAAUAGGAAGCCUUUUUUCCAUCUUUCUGCUGUUAUCUUUCAUUUAAAGCAUUGAAAUUUUAGCCUAGACUUCCCCUAAACCAAAAUGGCUUCAACCUGUAUCUCAAACUGCAUCACUGACGCUAGGGUCCCAAUCAGGCCAACAUAUGUGAACCUCUACAAAUGGCCGGAAUCCGAUGCCGAGUUCGUCAGGUCACUGAGCUCCGACGGGCGCACCGGCGGGGGAGGUCGUGUGCGGUCCACCGUGGUUGAUAGCAUUUCAUGUAGGCAAAUGUACCUUAGAAGCUAUACUUUCCAUAGGAAUGAAGCUGGGCCUGAGAAAACUAAAUGUUUUGGCAGAGUUAAGAAGGAAAGAAGAAAAAGGAAUAAGUCAAAGAAGCAGCGCAUGGCGCUGAGAAGGGCCAAAGAGGUAUCUUUUGCCGCCUUAUUGGCUAUGUUCCGCAGGCUGUUGUCUUGUACCACCAAGGUUGAUGUGGCUGAUCAUGGUGGUUGAACCACCAUUUUCAGCCAUUAAAACUUCCAUUUUUCUAUUUUUGUUGUUUCUAUAUAGCUUUCUAAUAGCAUUUAAGUUUUUUAAAAAAUUAUUUUGAUGCCUUUUUUUCACUUCCCUCUUUGUUGGUGGAAAUAGAGUAAUGAUAUCUAUAAUAUCAUGAUAUGUUAAUGGUUAAACCCAUUUUCACCUUCUAAAAUUAUAAAGCGUUUAGCUAUAUUUCAAGUUCCUUUGCUUUUGGUGUCUGGUUUUGUGCUUUGUGGUUCUUCCCUCUGGGUUUCUGUCACUGUCAUUCAUGUAUCUAAAAACAAAACAAGAAUAUAUAUAUAAAUUAUAUGCAUUUAUAUUAAA
Gossypium arboreum is the source of this 906-nucleotide messenger RNA. RefSeq lists its product as uncharacterized. The coding region runs from base 151 to 558 and encodes 135 amino acids. The record is from RefSeq and is a predicted model, not a curated record. Lineage: Eukaryota; Viridiplantae; Streptophyta; Magnoliopsida; Malvales; Malvaceae. The transcript has a single exon.